Molecule: messenger RNA, 362 nt
Organism: Terrapene triunguis (Three-toed box turtle)
Lineage: Eukaryota; Metazoa; Chordata; Testudines; Emydidae
Product: apoptosis-associated speck-like protein containing a CARD
Exons: 2
Coding region: 8-292 (94 amino acids)
Cellular component (GO): cytoplasm
Source: RefSeq, a predicted model, not a curated record
GGGCAGGAUGGGGAAGACGGUGCGGGAUCACCUCGUGGACACCCUAGAAGAGCUGGGGCAGGACCAGUUUAAGAGGUUCAAGACCAAGCUGAACGUGUUCCCGGUGAAGGCGGGUUACAGCAACAUCCCCCGGGGCCGGCUGGAAAAAGCGGAUGUCCUGGAUGUGUGCGACAAGCUGAUCAGCUUCUAUCUGGAGAAGUAUGCGGUGGAGGUGACUGUGGAGGUCCUGACAGCCAUCAAUGAAAGGGAGCUGGCAGACAGACUGCGCAAGGCGACAGGGACUGGAGGCUAGCGAGGAAAAGACAGAAACAGUAAAUUUGCAGGAUGAUCUCUACUCUAUCUUCUGCCACUGACUGCAUCGC